Molecule: messenger RNA, 3661 nt
Organism: Purpureocillium takamizusanense
Lineage: Eukaryota; Fungi; Ascomycota; Sordariomycetes; Hypocreales; Ophiocordycipitaceae
Gene: UGP1
Product: UTP--glucose-1-phosphate uridylyltransferase
Exons: 3
Coding region: 915-2429 (504 amino acids)
Biological process (GO): glycogen metabolic process; UDP-alpha-D-glucose metabolic process
Cellular component (GO): cytoplasm
Molecular function (GO): UTP:glucose-1-phosphate uridylyltransferase activity
Source: RefSeq, a predicted model, not a curated record
GUUUCAUCACUCUCGUGUCGUCGACAACUUCGACGUCUUCCCUCCUCCUCCCGUCCCGUCCCCUCCUCUUCUCCUCCUUCCACCUCGCCUCCCUUCUCCUCCUCUCCCCUCACCUCGACGGAUCCGCCACCCCCUCCCACGAUAGUUUCGAAUCGACGACGGACAAGACGACAUUACAGCUGCCUCCCAUCCCCCGCUGACGCAACAGCAUCUCCCACAAUGGCUGGUGUCAAGAGCUCACUGCCCUCGCACCUCAACCCAAGGGCCACCGCCGCCGACGGUGACGACAAUGGCUUCGAGAGACGCCAUCACGGCAAGACGCGCAGUCACAUGGCAAGUUCUGCCCCUCCCCUCAGCCAUGUCCUCGCAUGCCUCUCCACAGCCGUAUCUCAUUGCCUGCCGCCCCUGUCCCUGUUCCUCUCUGCCCAUCCUACCAUCGCCCUGCUCGCCGUUCGAUUCCGCCCAUUCCUGCCACCUGUUUGCAGCGUACACAACAACACAGCAAACCACCACUGGAUCAGCCUCGCCCACGGCUUGCUCUCCCGACUCUGUGGGCUACGACCGACGCGAACUCGGCUCCUUGUACGCGCCUGGCUCGCUUCUGCUUUGUGACGGCGCGCCACAGUCUGAAGCGUCCCGGCAUGCGGCUCGCUCCAAGUUCAGUGUUGCGCCGCCCUCCACAGACUGCUACGAACCUUGCGCCGCUCACUGCUCCAUGUCACUGCCUUUCGCUCUUGGCUCGAGUGACCUAACGGACGACCUCGCCAAGUGAUGCACUUUGAGACGCUCUCCCGACUCAAUCACGACCUUCGACCGUCUUUCCCUCGGCCUACUACAUAAAGCCGCCACCCUCUUUCCCUCGAUUGCCUUGCCUGGCGCCUCCCCUCGCCGAUUACGUUUCCGCCCCCGUUACCAUGGCUCUCGUGGACGCACCUUGCGAAUCAACGCUAACCGUGCAUACGCAGGCCUUUGAGAACACGUCGACCAGCGUGGCCGCGGCUCAGAUGCGAAAUGCCUUGACCAACCUUGCCGAGACGGUCGAGGACCCCGAGCAGAAGAAGCUGUUCGAGACGGAGAUGGAUAACUUCUUUGCCCUCUUCCGCCGCUACCUUAACGACAAGGCCAAGGGCAACGCUGUCGACUGGGACCGCAUCGCCCCGCCUGCCCAGGGUCAGGUCGUCGACUACGAGGAUCUCGCCAACUCCGAGUCGGUCAACUUCCUUGGCAAGCUUGCUGUUCUCAAGCUCAAUGGCGGCCUCGGCACCUCGAUGGGCUGUGUCGGCCCCAAGUCGGUCAUCGAAGUUCGCGACGGCAUGUCCUUCCUCGACCUCUCGGUCCGCCAGAUCGAGUACCUGAACCGCACGUACAACGUCAACGUGCCCUUCAUCCUCAUGAACUCGUUCAACACCAACGACGACACCGCCGCCAUCAUCAAGAAGUACGAGGGCCACAACGUCGACAUCCUCACCUUCAACCAGUCCAGAUACCCCCGAAUCCUCAAGGACUCGCUCCUGCCCGUCCCCAAGGAUUUCAAGUCCUCCAUCACCGAAUGGUACCCUCCGGGCCACGGCGACGUCUUCGAGUCCCUCUACAACUCGGGCAUUCUCGACAAGCUGAUUGAGCGCGGCAUCGAGAUCAUCUUCCUCUCCAACGUCGACAAUCUCGGCGCCGUCGUCGACCUGCGCAUCCUGCAGCACAUGGUGGAGACCAAGGCCGAGUACAUCAUGGAGCUGACCAACAAGACAAAGGCCGACGUCAAGGGUGGUACCAUCAUCGACUACGAAGGCUCCGUCCGCCUUCUCGAAAUUGCCCAGGUCCCCAAGGAGCACGUCAACGAGUUCAAGUCGAUCAAGAAGUUCAAGUACUUCAACACCAACAAUAUCUGGCUCAACCUCAAAGCCAUUAAGCGCGUCGUCGAGCACGACGAGCUCGAGAUGGAGAUCAUCCCCAACGGCAAGACCAUCCCCGGCGACAAGAAAGGCGAGUCGGACAUCUCCAUCAUUCAGCUCGAGACGGCUGUCGGCGCCGCCAUUCGCCACUUUAAGAAUGCACACGGCGUCAACGUGCCGCGCCGCCGCUUCCUGCCCGUCAAGACUUGCUCGGAUCUGAUGCUGGUCAAGUCGGAUCUGUACACCCUCAAGCACGGCCAGCUCCAGAUGAGCGCCGCCCGCUUCGGCGACGCCCCUCUCAUCAAGCUCGGCGGCGACUUCAAGAAGGUUUCAGACUUCCAGAAGCGCAUUCCCUCGAUCCCCAAGGUCCUCGAGCUGGACCACCUGACCAUCACGGGCGCUGUCAACCUCGGCCGCGGUGUAACGCUCAAGGGCACUGUCAUCAUUGUGGCUACCGAAGGCAGCACCAUUGACAUCCCCCCGGGUUCCAUCCUGGAGAACGUAGUGGUUCAGGGCAGCUUGCGUCUGCUGGAGCAUUAAACGGAGACGGGGUCGCGACGGGAAAAGAGAGACCCCUUUAUUCUUCGCGGUGGCGGGGAUUUACAAACGCGCCAUGGGCCGGUGGUCAAGUUGCGUCUCUUGGGCGCACUCGACUGGGAAAACUUGAGUCCGCAGCACGACCGCACUGGCAGGGAGAUGUGCUUCGCGUGUAUGUGGACUAUGGUUGUUGGAUGGGGACAUGUGGAUUAUGGGUAUUUAGCAGCCGCAUGAGCGCGCCCGACAGGUCCUGCUGCAAGUGGUACUGUAACUCAGCGCCGGAAAAUUAAUCAUUGUCGAGUUUGACGUUUUUCAGGGCAGCUGCUCCACCAAUCGGCUCCGUGGACUCGACUGGACUGGUGACGGUCCGAUGGCAUGGACGAGCGCUGCGUCCCGCAACCCAAGAUUUUGUUUGCUGCACGGGCCAUGCAUGUACUUAUUACUGUAUUGACCGGCAUCCCCUGCGGCUGUGCGACCUCGGCGCGGUUCUGCGUUGGUGACACGCUGUGCGACCACGGUGGGUGUGACUCGCAAGCGGCACGACGGCGUGACGGCGGGACAUGAUCAAGCACGACCUACAUACCCCCUACAUAACUCGUGGUCUAUGUGCCGCCCGAGUCACAUCCGCCGCUGAGCCCCCGCGGGGCCAGGUUGCGCCACAGGGGGCAUACCGGAGUUCGGCAUCGCUGCGCAGGCGACCCUCCCUGCUCCAUUUAUGGCUGUGGGGGUUAUGCUUCAUGGUGGGGCGGCCACCCGGCUGGUGACGCUCUUGUUGGGGAUGGAGCAUUGCGCUUUGCGCUUCAGAUUGAUUCAAAAGGGGUCGCUGCUAGUUGAGGCCAUGGCGGGCCCGCUUACGGGAGCCUCUCGAUGACGGCCGUUGAUGAAGGUCCGGAAUGGUGGACGUCACUGUGGGCUCCUAUCCGCACAACCACUGACUGAGGAGGCACAAAGGGUACUCACUGAUGAGCUUAUUUGAUAUUGAGUUGCUGGUGAGGCAAGUCUCAGAGAGCGUGGGAGAACGCGAACAAGGAGGCAUAUAACCCGAUUCUGGUUGUUGUUGCCCGCUGGGCUUUCCUGUAUUUGUAAUUCGUGGUGAUGGGCUUGACGCAGGCAACGAGCCUAGCGGGCCGAUGACACAGCGGAGGCGAUACAGGGUCGCCUGCGGAUCGACGGGUAACAGAUCAUGGUAUUUUUGAAGAGAUCUCCGACGCGUCGAGAGCUGCCGAAGGUGGGAG